CUCAUAUUGGACUUUCUGUCACUUCAAGACAGAAACACAGCUGAUACGGAGCCUGGUCAUGUACAUCAGGUCUGCACUGUGGAUCCUUCUCUUCGUCUCUUUCCAGGACGUGUCGCCGCAGGACUCCGACAAUUAUGACUAUGAAAGCUACUACGAUGGGCCCCAGCCUCUGAUCUGCUCGGUCACGGAGAGAAUCAGAGGUGGAAAUGUCACCUACUCACAGGGAGGCCUGGAGGGCAGUGUGCUGACCUAUCACUGCGGCCCGGGACAAUACCCCUCCCCGGUCAGCUUCAGGCUCUGUGAUGCCAAUGGGGAGUGGUCGCCUAUGAGAUCAUCCACUGGCAGACUUGUGUCAGUGGCCUCAUGCAAAGACAUGUUGUGUCCGGCUCAGCUCCAGCUGGAUCAUGGCGAGUUCUGGCCCAGGAACCAGUGGUUUCAUGUUGGGACGACCCAGAGUUUCUCCUGCCAGGAAGGCUUCACCCUGUACGGGUCAGCGGAGAGAAACUGCACUCUGACCGGGGAGUGGACAGGAGACACUCCUGUCUGUGUCAGCCAUGAUGAUGACUGUGAUGACCCAGGGAUCCCACCCGGGGCCCUGAGGUCAGCUAACCGUUUCCACACUGGUGAGAAGGUGACUUACCGCUGUCAGGCCGGUCUGGCUCUGCUCGGCUCGGCUGAAAGGUUUUGCCUGGAGAAUAAAGAGUGGAGUGGCUCAGCUCCGCGGUGUCAAGCCCCAAAUACCUUCGACUCCCCCAGCAGUGUAGCUGCAGCCAUGGCAGGAUCACUUGCAGGAGUGAUGGAUGUGCUCUCACCAGACUCCAAGAGGAAAGGUGAUGACGAAGCCUUUGGUCGAACCUUUCACGUGGAUGAAGGCAGUCGCAUGAACAUCUACAUUUUGCUAGAUACAUCGGGAAGCAUCAAAAAGCAAGACUUUGAUCUGUCCAGGGACGCCACCAUUAAGCUCAUCAGAAAGCUCGACAGCUACGAGGUGAAGAUGAAGUUCCAUGUGUUGUCAUUUGCCAGCAAGGUCAUAGACAUCGUCAACAUCACAGACUCGGAGAUAAGCGAUAAAGCUGAGGACGUUAUAUGGUUUCUGGAGAAGUUCAACUACAACAGCCACGGUCGUCAAACAGGCACCAACCUCUACUCUGCUCUGUACCGUGUCAGCGAGAUGAUCAACUUCUUUAAGCAAAACAGUGCCAAGUACUUUUUCAACGAGACUCAGAACAUCAUCAUCAUAGAAACAGACGGUUUCUCUAACACGGGGGUCAAUCCUCAAAGGGCCCUGGCUCAGAUCCGGAACUUGUUGGACUACAGCCCCACAGCCCAGGAUCACACAGACGAGAGAAGGCUAGAUGUGUACGUAUUUGGCGUUGGGGAGCAAGUGAACAAAGAGGAGCUGAACGCUUUGGCCUCAAAAAAACGUGGUGAGAAGCACUUUUUCACUCUGGAAAGCUAUCAGACCCUGGGAAACAUGUUCAACAGCAUCAUCAGCGACCAAAGUGUAACCAUGUGUGGGCUAGCUCAGGAAGACGAAGGAAAGGAAUCACAAUCUAUACCUGUCUACACCAAGCCCUGGCACGUGACUCUGACUUCAUUUAGUGGUUCAAAGGUGGAAAACCUCUGUUCAGGGUCUAUUCUAAGCCAGAAUUGGGUGCUGACGGCCGCUCACUGCUUUGCCAGAAAGAGCACAGCGACCCCAAAGACACUGGAAGUAAAACAUGGUGAGGGCAGGGUGAAGGUCAGCGAAGUGAUCAUGCACCCAAAGUUCAACGUCUACGCACUUACACACAGAAAUGUAUCUGAGUUUUACGACUAUGACAUAGCUCUGGUUCAGACUAAUGCCAGCAUCCCGCUGUCCUGGAAAGCCAGACCUAUCUGCUUGCCAUGUACCAAACCAGCCUCCAGAGCCCUGAAGAAAAUCAACUCUACCUGUGAACAGCACAGGAAGGAACUUCUAACACACGAGGAGACGCUCGCUCUUUUCAUCCACAAGCAAGAAGACCGUAAGGAGACGCACAUUCACACCCAGACUAAGAGGCCUGGCUGUGUGGAGAAGGCCAUGCUAACGCUGAAAAUGCCCACAAACGUGACUUUGGAUGAGUAUGUACCUGACAGAUUCCUCUGCACUGGGGGCACUGAAAGAUAUAAGGACGCUAUAACCUGCCAAGGUGACUCUGGCGGAUCCCUGUUUCUGCAAAAAAGAAAGCGCUAUUUUCAGGUGGGCGUAGUGAGCUGGGGCACCAUAGAUAUAUGCGACCAAUCCAAGCCGUUAUCCAAGCGUUUCAGCAGCAGCAACCCCCCUCCUGACGCUCGCGACUUUCACAUCGACCUCUUCAAGCUGAUGCCGUGGCUGAAACAGCAUCUGGGGAAUGAAAUCCAGUUCCUGCCUGAAAUCAACUGAGCUGUAUACACAGUCACUCUGCAGGAAUGGGCUGUGUGGGAUUUUUCCACAAUAUAUAUAUAUAUAUAUGAAUGAAUGAUUUGAGCCAGUCAUUGGCAGUGAUACUCAAGCAGCUUUUCAAAACUUUAUUUUCCAAGUGAGUUACAGUGAUUUUCAUAGCAGUGGUGGAGUACACUUGGUUUGUCCAGGUGGCCACAAUGAGUCUACUUAAAGUCUCUGCUGUCACUUUGUAAUUAAAGGUCAUUAGUCACACUGUCUGCAUAUAAAAUAGGACGGACGGGCACUGUGUAGAUGUCAGCUGAAUAAAAAAAAACAACAAGAAGAAAACAAAA
This is a messenger RNA of Mugil cephalus (flathead mullet), 2736 nucleotides long. Its product is annotated as complement C2. Bases 59 to 2404 code for a protein of 781 amino acids. Gene Ontology annotation, biological process: proteolysis; complement activation. Lineage: Eukaryota; Metazoa; Chordata; Actinopteri; Mugiliformes; Mugilidae. The transcript has 19 exons. Gene Ontology annotation, molecular function: serine-type endopeptidase activity. The record is from RefSeq and is a predicted model, not a curated record. Gene Ontology annotation, cellular component: extracellular region.